AUGGUUAAGAAAAUUGGCGUAGAAAAUCAAAAUACUACCUCUUACCACCCUCAAGCCAAUGAAAUGAUUGAGCGUGUCCAUCGCGUCUUAAAAACUGCUCUCACUUCUCAAGAAAAUCAACAGUGGACAAGAACAUUAUCUACAGUAUUACUUGGCUUGAGGACAGCUUACAAAGAAGAUCUAAAAAAAUACGUAUAUGAAAUAGCAUGUGGGGAAGUUUUACGUUUGCCUGGUGAUUUCUUAAAGGAAAAUUCAGACUACAAUGCAACCCCAUCAGAAGUUUUUUCCUAUCUGCAUCAGUCAUUCGGCAAUGUAAAACCGGUCCCAGCUAGUAGGCAUACCAAUCAAAAAUCAUUUGUUCAUAAGGAUUUAGAUCAAACAUCUCUUAUUUGGAUAAAAUCGCAAACAGUUAAACCCUUACAAUUCAAAUAUUCUGGACCCUACAAAGUUCUGAAAAGAAAUGAUUAA
This is a messenger RNA of Stomoxys calcitrans (stable fly), 468 nucleotides long. RefSeq lists its product as uncharacterized. Gene Ontology annotation, molecular function: nucleic acid binding. NCBI's taxonomy places the organism in Eukaryota, Metazoa, Arthropoda, Insecta, Diptera, Muscidae. The transcript has a single exon. The record is from RefSeq and is a predicted model, not a curated record. The coding region runs from base 1 to 468 and encodes 155 amino acids.